Messenger RNA from Trichobilharzia szidati, 4005 nucleotides. The record is from the annotation of a GenBank genome assembly. Lineage: Eukaryota; Metazoa; Platyhelminthes; Trematoda; Strigeidida; Schistosomatidae.
AUUCAUUAUAGCCUUAUCAUCAUGAGCUUUUCAUGGCAUUUGGGAGAGAAGUCACCACGUGAAAUGUCUACAGUUAGUCACAAUCCGUUACAUAUAACUCAUUCACCAACCAUUAGAAAAUCCCUAGACCCAUCGAUUACAUUAACGGACAGUUCAGUCACACAGAAUAGUGACGAAUGCAUAGUAAAAAUGACAAAAUAUGAUAAGGAUCAAUUUUUAAAAAGAAGUUUUGAUCUACUUUUUCAAAAUGCCAUCAAAACAGAAGAAGAUGAUAAGUGCAAAAUGCGCAACCUCCUCAGACAGACACCACUAGAUAUGUUAUCGAUGGAGUGGUUGAAUUCGGAACCUAGAACUAUAGAGGCUAGAGCUUACUUAAUUGGUAAUCUUUUACCUCAAGUAGUUUUAGGACUAGAGUUUAUUCUGAAAGAGGCAUGUCAACGGAAUCUGAUAACAAAUGACAUACUAGAUGAAACAAAUUAUCAUGCUGGACUGGAUAGGAACUUUAAUCCAAUUAAUCGAUUGGCUGAAUAUCUUAUGCGCAAUAAUCACAAAUAUCAUCAUUUCAAUGAAUCAUCACCAUAUGUCAGAGGACUGAGAAAUACAGUUGCUAAAUUGCAGAAUGAAAUGUUCAUGAGGUCUGAAAAUCAACUGGCCAAGUUGAAGCUUACGGCUGACGUUAAGCGUGCAGAAGCUAAACAAAAACAAUUACAACUGGAGGAAGAGUAUAAUCGACGGACUGAGAUGCUUUCUAGCAUUUACGAUAGUUUUAUAUCAGCUAAAAAGAAUUCCGUUGAUGCUAACGUUGUAUAUGAUAUAAUAUACACAUUUUCCGAAUUAAUUUAUAAAUUACCAGAAGAAAUGAAACAAUGCUUAGUACCGAUUUUUCAAACAAGCAUUACAGAAGAUUAUGGCAAACUUUAUGAUAGAGAACAGUUUGUUAAAUAUCUCAUGAUUUACGUGAAACCAAUGUCAAACGAUGUAUAUGAACAGUUUGUAGAACAUUUGAAACUUUGUUCAAUAGAAUUUCAUAAGGCAGAGGAAAGAGAAGAAAGACGUAAACUUAUCAAAAAGUACUUUAUUUCGUGUGAUUUAGACCAAGUGGAUGAAAUAUCUCGUGAUAAAGUAUUUCAACUGUGUGAAAUAUACUUUGAUACAUCUCAACAAGCUUUAAAGCAAAUGAUACGUAAUCCAAAAGACUGGGUUACAAGGGAAUAUCACUUAAGAUUACCAUCAAAAGAAAUGACUGCAAAAAAAGAAUCAAUAGAAACCUUACCAACAUCAAAAUCUGUUAAUGAUAAUAAUGCAGAGGAAAGAAAGGAAAUUUCAAUAGACAAUGAGAUAAAUAAUUCAGCUGAUGAAAUCCUCCAAGAAAAUAUGAACAAAUUCAGUCAACUAGGAUCUCGUCAGUUAGAUGAUAUUUAUAUAAAUCAAGUUCAGUGUAAAAUUGAAGAAACUUUAUCAGAUCGCCCAAUCGAAAUGAAUAGUUUGACACAAAGUCAAUUUAUCAGCCUUAUGGAAUUUUUCAUACCAGAAAAUGUCCCAAUAAAUAUUCUGCACCAAUAUUUGAAAGUUUUUCAUAAGUAUACCGAAACAACUGAAGAACGUGACGAAAGAAAACAACAACAUUUCCAAAAAAUGGCAAAACUGCGAAAGGAUCAACUAAUGGAAAAAAUAUUCUAUACAAUGAGUCAAAAUUUUUCUGGAAUGUUAAACCUGAAAGCAUUUGAAAAUUAUUUAUUAGAUUAUGAAGAUGGAUUUUAUGAAGCACAUUUAAAACACGCCAAGUCUGAUUUAGCUUCAGUCCUCCAAUUAUCUAGUAGCAAACACUCAUCACAACAGUCAACAAUACAAACAACUUCAAGUUCAUAUGUGUCAAGCAGUUUAACACCUUCAUCUGAACAAUUCAAUUCUCAAUCGAAUUUCCACAGUUCCAGUGAUCAAUCAUCAUAUUUAUAUCUUCAUUAUCCUAAAACAUUAGUUGAAAUAAACAUAAACGACUUCAAAGCUCUAUUGAAUGAUAUAUUUUGGCCUAAAAAUGAUCCAUAUCUAAGCAGUCAUGAUGAAUUCGACUUAAACUGCCUGGAGAAAUUAUUAGACUACUUAAAAGAGAAACUAGUACAGAACAUAUCUGACAAAAUAAAAUCUGAAGUCAGAAGAGAAUGGAUACAGAACAUUAUAAAUACUGCAAAAAUCUCCUACAACAAUUCAAUGGAAACAGUUUACAAGGCUGUUUUUCAGACGCUUAUAAAAGAUACUUUAAGACAUGGUGAACAAAAGCAAAUCACUGCUAAAAUUGCUAUACUUUCUCCUACAACAAAUGAAAAAUUCACAUUAGAUACAGACAUACAAUCCUCUUUACAAUAUGUUGCAGCUAUACCAGUAGAAGAAGCUGAAAAAGUAAUUGGUAAAUGCCCACAGAAAACUCAAUCUGAUUUAUUGAUUCAAUGUUUAAGGACAGGUUCAACACUGAUUCAUCCUGAACUACUGGACGUUAGGAAAUAUUCACACUUGAACAAGGAAGAGUAUAGUUCGUCAUCAAUAUGUAGUGAAGUGAACUCAAAUUCAAAUGACCAGCCGCUUCCAUUUGCUCUUGCUAUACCUAUACCAACUCCUAAAAAAUAUUUUAUUGGAGUAAUAGAAGUGAAUAACUUAUCUGAUAGUGUGGAGGUGCCGAAAUUUGAAGAACAUGAAAUUCAGUUCUAUCGAGGUAUAGCAUGUCAAAUUGGUUUCGCUUUUUCAUUAAUCAAUACUCGAUACUUAUUCACUUCCAUGUUGAAAUAUGCCUUCGACUGGAUUUCUGAACGAUUGGUGAAUAUUGAUCAAAUAGUAUUUUAUCAUCAACAUUUCUCUAUAGAUGAGAAUAAUAUUAGUGAUACCAGUGUACGCAUGGAUUCAAUGAAUGAAAGUGUUCAUCGGCAGAUGUUGUAUAGACUUGUGUCGAAAUACGGUAUGCAAAAGGCAGUAAUUCAUACUGAUCCAAAAGUUAUUAAUAGAAAAGAUAAUUAUCUAUACUAUUACUUAUUCGAUGUAGCAGAAUCUAAAUACACAAUGCAAUAUUGUAUACUUGGUAGACAACAUUAUACAUUUCCAUUUAUUGAUUCAGAUAAUGAAUUGAUUGGUAUCCUAGACAUUUGUUGUUCAGACGUGUUAAACAAAGACCAAGUGGACUAUUUACAUGAAACUUUAAAAGUAUUACAAGAUAGUUAUGCAGAACUAGUGAACUAUACAGGAGUGUCUACAUGCGGUCAGUGUAAAUAUUCCUGGGUAGCAGAAGAAGAAGAAGAAAACGAAGAAGACAAAAGAGGAGCAAAGAAACGUCAAUUAUUAAUGAAUUUCGACAACAAUAAAUUCAUACCACAAAGAAUACAAAAAAGUUUAAUAAACAUGGAAUUGAAUUUUUUAACCUUAAGAAUGAAUGAAAAUCUUUUAAACGACAUUGGGAAGUAUGAAAUUCAAUUAACCGACUCUGAAAUCUACUUAUUAUGGACAAUGAUAAUUCUGCUUUACCCUGAUCGUGAAUAUGAUCCAAUAAAUGAAAGAAGUAGCGUAAAACAACUUUUGGACUCAAUAAAGGAUGAUUUUCACUUAUCGAUUACAGAAUAUGACCCCUUUGUACAUGAAAAGGAAAUAAACGGUUCGAGACAAACUCAGUUAAAUGAAUGUUUUGAAAAAAUUUCCCAUGAAGAACUGGAUCAGUAUGCUUGUCAAUCGAUGAAAUUUUUGUACCAAUGGUUAAAAUUAUGCAUCUUUAUUGUUAAUGGAAAGUUGAGUACAUAAAAAUCAAUCAGUGAAUCAGGUGAAGAACAACCACGAAGUCAACAGUAGACGACACAAUUGUAAACCGUAGAGAGGAGUACUGUAUAGCAGUUUGAAUGUAAUCUUCAAAUCCGUAUUAACACUUACACACUGUAUUUACUUCUAGUGUGAUAAAAAAAAUACAUAAAUACGAAAAGACUGUACAACCUGAAGUGGUCAUGUUUACUCCUCUAUACGCUUUAAGUUAAC